Messenger RNA from Cloeon dipterum, 3342 nucleotides. RefSeq lists its product as uncharacterized. The transcript has 6 exons. The record is from RefSeq and is a predicted model, not a curated record. Lineage: Eukaryota; Metazoa; Arthropoda; Insecta; Ephemeroptera; Baetidae. The coding region runs from base 169 to 1941 and encodes 590 amino acids.
CUGGAAGGGGGAACGGUUAGGCUGUGUCUCGCGAUUUUCCUUUUAGCCCUUUUAGCAGAAUGUAAUUAAGAAAGUCGAACUAUAUAAGACUGAAAAGUCUUAUGUAGUGAUGAUGUAAAAUAACUUCGUGUUGCUUCACUUUAUCACUCAUCGCAAUCGCACACACUCAUGCAAUGCUGCGUUUUGGGUAGCUCCAAUUUAUCAAAACGAAAGAAGUCGUCGGAUCAUUAUGUAGGCAUGGGCAACAAUGUAGCAUCCUGGAUGGGCAGGGGUGCAGGCCUCAGCAGCGAAGAGUCAGAAAAUGAGAUGCCGCCUCUUUUCCCAGCUGCAACAUCAAAUCCGGACCACUACAAGGGGUCGGAUUCAGCAAUGACAUAUCAUAGAAACGAGAUGCAUGAGCACCCAGCAGCUAGGUCGGACACGGACAGCACCAUGGCGUCAUCACCUAAAAAUGAAAAUACGCUCGUGCAGCGAAACGCACCAGGAUUGCAACGGGAAGAGAUGUGGGCUUCGUUUGCGUAUUUCUUGUCCCUUUUCAAGAAUGCGUAUGAGUGGUACCAACAAAAAGCAGGAUAUUUGGCCAAUUCGCUGUUGGCCUUCGUGGGACUUUCAAUCGUGGCGAUAAUUUACACCUACCAGCUGGACGAGUCGUUCUGCUUCGCCAUCCGUGCUCUUCACGCAAUCUUCACUUUCUGUUUGCCCGUCAUGUCCAGUUGGAAUUGUUUCGUGAAACAUCUCAGAACAAUAGUACCGGCCACUGGAAAGCAUGAUGGGGAAAGUGAAACCUUAACAAUCAGAAAUGGCUUGGUUUCAGCAGUUGCAGAGAAUGAGUGCGAAAAUUUGGAAGAUGUUCGGACCGAUGAAAACAACUGGCCUGAACAGGUUCAAGUGGAAAGUGAAGCAAGCAGCGGAAAUCAACGUCAGACUGAACCUCCCGUCAAUGAAAUAAUGCCUCCCACGUUGACUUUUUCAGAGAACAAAGUGAUCCAUGAACACCUCGGAGCCAUUCCAGAUUCAAGAUCCCCGACCAUUGAGGCCGAAGACGCUUGUUCCUCGAAACCACCAACCUACUGGAGCCCAACAUCAGAAACAUCUUCACGCUGCUCAAAACAAGAUGACAAUGCCUCCGCUGAACCUUUACUCCCUUUUGUGGCAACUGACAAAAAAGUGGCCACCGAACACCACGGAGCUACGCCGCAGCUUAACCCUACCGAAUUGAGCCAGAUGAAUGGCUGCCAUCCCAAUGACUCAGUCAAUGCAACACUGGAAAAACUACCACUUAGCUUGCCAUCUGCUGACCUGCAAAAUUUGGGAUCGUGGGCUAUUCCCACAAUUGCAAUUUCAAUCCUCGUGAUGAAUUUUGCGUCCGUAAUAUAUUUCAUCUGCUAUAGUCGGGAUGUUAUUAUCAUUUUGAACUUAGUGAAUGAUAUUCUGGGUGUGUAUCCCUGGAUCAAACGCAAGUUAGCUGACAAACUUGCCUCUCUUAGAAAUUUGGUGUCGAACCAUUGUGAAUGGUUAGCAGAUCGAAUUCUCUGGGCCGAAUUGAAACUGUUGGCUUCUGGAGAUGAACCGUCUUUCCAUGUCUCCCAGCAUCUAGUUUUUUCUGACGUGCUCCUUUCUCUUUUGUGCGUUGUUUUCUCGAGUCAAAAUCCUGUUCCAUUUGUUAUCAAUAUUCUCAAUUUUUUCUACAAAUUGGCAAUGCUGGUGUACCGCAUUUUUCCUCAUGAAGAAUACAAAAAAGCCACAACUGAGUAUUGUAGACAGAAUUAUUGGCUGCCCUUAAAGAGUUCAAUUAUGGUAAUUUGGGAAAAUCUGCUGGAGAUGUGGAGCCGGAUUCAUUGGGCUGAUAUAAAGAGCAGGAUCACUUCUCCCUUCAGGAAAUUUUGGGAAUAUGUGCAUGUUCCAACUGAUAGAGAGCGAAAUUUUCUCUCACCAGUGUAAAAAUGUGCUCCAGCCAGAAGAUCGUCAUUUUUUGAUUUGGCGAUUUUAGCGGCUCCCAGAGAGGUUUGAAACGAAAAACAAAAUUUUUAAAAUCAAGUUUUUCAAUUGGAAAUUUUGUUUCAAACAGGAGAAAAUUUAAAGAGUUUGUCUAAUGUAUAUCUCAACCAAAAUAUUUAGAAACGAUCUGACCUUUACAUUAAAUUUUCAAGGAAAUCAGCAGCAAACUUUGCAUGCUAAUCAAGCGGCGACUACUGUUUCCUUAUUUAAAAUCGUGAUUUAUUUCGUGAUGACAGACAUACUUACCUAAAAACUCUCAUCGAUGGAUAGAUGACAAUGAGAGAAAUUGAAAUCAAGCGAAAAAUCUAAUGAAAUUUUCGAGAAAUUUGGCAAACUCUGAAAUUCAAGUGUUACUUAACCCAUUGAAAAGAUGUAUACACAUAACUGUUGAUAGUUAAAGAGUUUGAUUGUAUCGAUUCUUUUGAUAUAUAUGUUUAUAUUUUUAUAAUUUCUCGCGCUAGUUUUCUGUUCCAUGAGUAGAUUGCCAAAUAAUGUCUUAUAGAAAGAGCGAUUGAAUUAAUUUUUUAAUACUUGUUAAAACUAUUUGCAAUUUUCCAAACUGAAUUUUUAAAACUAAUGUGCGAUUCUUCUGGCACGCAAACAAAUUAUCGCGUAGCAUAAUAUUAAAGCUGCAUGCUUUAUUCGAUUUAAAGUGUGUCUUUAAAGUUAAAAUUCGACAUUUUCAAAUACAUUUAAAAUCUUUCUGGCAUAGUGAACAUUCGAUCUUGCUAGUUUGUGAUUGCUGGGAUCAGUGCAUAUGAGAAAUUUUCGCCAUUUUUGGACUGUUGUGAUUGUAACAAUUUGUUUUGGGCUGUGGUAAUAGCUACUUUUAACUCGGAAAAUCAAUGUUUGUGAUUGGAAAACAUUCAAUAAGUUCUUAAACCCAUAAUAUAGGCUCAAAUUAAAACGAGACAGUCUUUUAAUUUUUUCAAAAAGUAAAUUUUAUUAUUUUAGCACUAACCCACUAACUUUUAAAGUUUACAGGGGCUUAUAGCUUUCACUUGGAAAUAUAUACUUAUAAACCGAAAGCUAUAUUCAUUCAAAUUUCUGUAUGUCUCUUGACCAUUAAACUGAGCUCCGUAAAUAAUUUUGGUCCACCUAUGUCUUCCUGGUGUAGCAAUGUGAAUUGAUUGAUUGGACUGCUCCAUUUCAUCUGAAAUACAAAAUAUGUUUAAAAUUCUUGAUAGUAUAUCAUAUGCAGUGGAUUAAUAAAUAAACGCACUGUGGUACUUUUGUAAAAGCAAAUGUCUCAAAGACGGCUAACAAUAUUUUUGGAUGUUGAAUCUUGUAGCAAAAACACUAAUUUGUUGAAGUAGUUUGUAGAAAUAAAAAUGUGAAAAUCCA